Molecule: messenger RNA, 3929 nt
Organism: Epinephelus fuscoguttatus (brown-marbled grouper)
Lineage: Eukaryota; Metazoa; Chordata; Actinopteri; Perciformes; Serranidae
Exons: 5
Coding region: 145-942 (265 amino acids)
Source: RefSeq, a predicted model, not a curated record
CGUGACGAGAAAAGUUUCAAAGCAGAAACUGAAGAGAAAGAGACAGAGAGAGAGAGAGACAGAAAGAAAGAAAGAAAGAAAGAAAGAAAGAAAGAAAGAAAGAAAGAAAGAAAGAAGAGGAGGAGGAGGAGGACUGUGUGCAGGAUGGAUGUGACGUCACACUGCACUGGCUCUGAAAUCACAGAGGGCGGAGCCAACAAGAACCCGGUCCAAUCAGAAUGCAUCUCGAGCCAGCCGACAGCCAACGGGACGCUCCCGCAUCUCAACACAGAUCCCGCCCCUGCAGAGGAAGCCCCGCCCCCACUCUCUGAUAGGACAGAGGACAGUGGUGAUGACUCUGUAACAGACAGCUCCUCCACUGAUGACGUCUCUCGCCUCCUGCCCGCCCAGCCUGCCUCCGCACUCCGAAAACAGAAAGGUGUGGACAUGUCGUCAGUGUCUCCUCCUCCCAUCUGUGCUCCUCCAUCUUCCUCCCUCACCUCUCCUCCUCCUCCUCCUCCUCCUCCUCCUCCUCAUCGGUCGUCCACCUGUAACAGAAACAGCUGCAACCUUCAUCAUCAUCAUCAUCAUCAUGGACACAGAACCAAUCAGAAGCGUCUCUCCUCCACUAAGAGCCACGCCUCCAUUAAGACGGACGCCGCCCACAUUAAGGAGGUCGCUGGAGAUGACUGUUGCGCUCACUGUCUCCUGGCAUGUCUCUUCUGCGAGCUGCUGUCCAUGUGUUCGGCUCUGGGGGAGUGUCUGGCGUGUGGGAUGGGCGGAGCCGGGUGUUGUGAGGCUGUGGGUGGCUGCUGCUGCUGCGUGGAGGUGGCAGGAGAGGCGGCCUGUACGGAGGAGGCGUGUCAGGCCGUGUUGGAUUGUGGGAUACUGGAGGACUGCUGUGGCUCGUCCGACUGCCUGGAGAUCUGUCUGGAGUGCUGCUCCAUCUGCUUCCCCACAUAGAGCAGCCAAUCAGAGAGGGGUCACAAGAUGAUGUCACAGACUCUGUUGCCUGGAGACGGAGCUGCUUCGUCCUGGAAAGACAAAACUUUAUUGUCCAUGAUUGAAAGAAGUCAGAAUCUUUUUUAUCUUUAUUUGUUUCAACGAUGAACAAAUGACACAAAGACUGAACUCAGAUCAGCUGAUCACGUUUUGUUCCUGUGUAAUGUGUUUUCUCACGGUGUGUUCACACCAAACACAAAGUUUUCACGUGACAUAACCAUAAACAAAGUCAAUGCUAAAGGUCCUGACGCACCACGCCGACAGUCGGCUGUUGCCCAGUGAUUGACUCGGCUCUACCUGACUCCACUAAAUUCUACCCGUCUCGACUCGACUCUAAUCAGUCAAACUCUGCAUGACUCGACUCAACUCUACCUGAGUCAACUUGACAAUUAACAAUGAGCCGGUGGUCGGCGGUCCCUCAGUGUUGGGCCGUCGGUGAGCAUUUGUUGCCCCAGUCUUAGCAUGUCCUUCACCGUUGGCCCAAGUCGACCCUUGUUGACUUUAGUGACCGAUUCAGCAUGUUGUGUCUGUGACAGCAGAGCUCAUCAAGUGAAUGAAAUCACUCUGAUUGGCAGCUCAGCUCAGCUCAGCUCAUGAGAAGAGAAAGUGAGGCAAGUAAACAAACAGCUAAAGUCCAGAGGGUGUGAGACCAGAUCAAACUUGUUACAGAAGGGGUGCAUUCAGGAUUACUCACGCUGAGUGUUGGAGUGCACUCUGGCACACUCUGCUUCCUUUAAGGCCAGGACUUGGUCUGAUGUAAUUGUGACACACAUUCAGACCUGCACUGACGAUGAUUUUAUACUUAAUUUUUAUGAUGAAAUUUUUGUUUAGUUAUUUUAUUAACUUAUUACAGUAUAUUACUUAAUUGUUUGACUUCAUGAUCUAUGGAUACACUGUCGCUUGGUUUUUAACUGUGUCUUGUAAAGUGUUCUUAAGCGCAUUGAAAGGUGCUUAUGAAUAAAAUGUUUUAUCAUUAUUAUAGUUAUUAUUAUUAUUAUUAUUAUUAUUAGAGCCUCUGUGAUCACUGUGUUCACGUCUCUUGAUUCCAGCUGUCAGUUGUACUUUUAACUAUAAAGCAAGUUAGCACUAGCUUUAACGUUAGCUGCCUUCCACAGUUAGCACAGCUGUGAAGGCUGAAUAUUUGUGUGCUGUAAAAUACUCCAAAAAACACCUUUAUUCGUAACGCGAGACAAAAGCUGGCACAAUGUUUGGUGUGAACACACUUUCAGCUCUGUAACAGUCGUGUCAGUGUUCAGAUUUCUGUCUCUGUUGGACAGACAGACGGACAGAUGGACCGACGUUCAGGGAGCAGUGUUUCCUGUAUGCAGAGAGGUGGAGGUCAGGGGUGGGGACCAGUUCACUUCCUGUCACACAGCAGCAGUUAAUGUUCACUUUUUUAAAAACAUUCCUGCAAAGCGUUCAAGUGCCAGUGUUGUUGCAGUCCUGCAUCAAACAUCUGGAUCACAAGAGUCUGAAACUUUGUUUAAAUUUCAUAACUGAGGUGUUCAGUGAAGCCAAGAUGGAGGAUGUCAGUCCGCCUGUCUGUCUCAGUGUCCACUGAUCUGAUGUCCUCAUGUGAGACUCUAAACGAGACACGUUCAGGUUUUCACACAGAAUGUAAAAAAAAAAAUGUCACUUUGUUCUGUGGAUCAACAAACUGUGAAAACUUUAUAAUUAAGUACAAAUAAAAUACUUAAGUAAUAAUAAUAAUCGCAUGCUUCAGUAGAGGAUGAGUUGUGAUGAUCACAUGAACAGGUCUUUGUCACGUAGCUGUAAAAAAUAAACACCUGAAUGACGUCACAGCGAUCUGGUGUUUGUGCGGCACCAUGACUGAAGCUGUCCUGAGGUCAGAAACUAAACUUCAUGUGUGUAAAUUGACAGAGUGAGAAUCUCUCUGUGUCCAAACUGAUGUUUGUGUGUCUGUGAUUGACAGCUCGGGAGGGGGCGGGGUCCUGCAAGGACAGGAAGUGUGCGUUUGUUGAAACGAUGUGCCAGGGCGUCCAAACAGGAAACAGGAAAUCACUGAAAUGACAACGCCGUCUGACCUCUGACCCCCGGAACGCCUGACAUCAAAGAGAGGCAGCCACACACACACACACACACACACACACACACACACACACACACACACACACACCACAUCUGAGCGUGCUCAGAAAGAGACCUGAUUGUGAUCUGUAUCAGUUACUGCCACCUGGUGGUCGCACUGACAGCUGAGCCUGUUGUGAAUGAGCACUGUUUGUGUCUCUGUGUCAGUUUAAUGUGAAGAAACUUUAUGUCAUAUGUCGUCAUAUGGGACCAAACCAUUACAAAGAUGGACACACUGCCCCCUGCUGGACAACUACACACUGACGGCAGACAGAUGGACUCACCUGUCUCUGCACAUAUAAAUGUCUCUUCGAGUGACGUCAGUUGUCUGCGGAUGUUCAGUGUGUAAAGUACAUUGAAGCCUUUGUGUUUUUGCAUUACAGCUGGUCAGACCGUCAUCAGCAGUAAGUUAGCGCUGUAUGAGCGUAAGCUAUAGUCACGCUUCACCUCUCGGGCUCUGAUUAGGAAAUUAUGUUUGUCCCUUUUCACCAAAAACACCAGUCAUAUGUCACAUAGUGUGUUUAGAAAAGACACAAGGCAUUGAACAGGCAUAAAAGUGUCUUUUUUAGAUUCUUAGGUCCUUUUAUUAUGUCUGUAAUGUCUUGCACGUGUAAAUGUUAUGUUGAGCCCUGUCAAAGAGGAAUUUCUGGUACUAUUUGGUUCAGACAAUAAAGAAUUCUAUUCUAAACUGACAUAUUGUCCCAGAACGUCAGCAAUAACUGCAGGAUGAUACCUGGCACCUGAUAUGUAGACGUGAACAGCACUGACAAAACUGAUAUUUUACAAGUUGGGGUAAGAACGUGUUGGUAAAGCUCUCUGAGAUAAAUUGUGAUUUGUAAUAUUGGGCUUUAUAAAUAAAA